UCAGAGAGCCCGUAGUAUGGAAUGUGUCCACACACUCUAUACUAUGUAUUUUGCUGAAGUCAGAAUGGCGUUUCAGGUCCUCAUCAACUUCGAUGACAUGAAGAAUACACCAUUAAAUAUCGUGGAUUCAUCUGAAGAGUUUAAGAAGACGACCGUCAAAGAACUGAAGGAACGAUUCAGAUUUAAGAUUCCGGGAGCACCCGACCCAGGCCACUUGAAGGUGUUUUUAGGAAAUAAUCAUCUGGAAGACCAUAAAACACUUGGCUCCUAUAAAAUUCAACAUUUAUCUGUUCUUAUCUUUGUGAUGAAAAUGCCCAUUGGAAAAGGAGUGGACCUCAGAUUUAUCUUCGAGGGCAGACAACUGGAGGAGGGUCGUACACUUGGCUCUUAUGGCGUACUAAACGAAUCUACUAUUCAUACAGUUCUUCAUCUACGUGGUGGAGACCCAAGCUAUGCACCUGAAGAUGAAGAUGAAGAUGAAGGAAUGUCCAGGACUCAAUCAAUGGAAGUAUUAGCUGAAAUGCAGAAGACUGAGCCAGAAUAG
Sinocyclocheilus anshuiensis is the source of this 544-nucleotide messenger RNA. RefSeq names its product polyubiquitin-B-like. The transcript has 5 exons. Gene Ontology annotation, molecular function: protein binding. Bases 17 to 544 code for a protein of 175 amino acids. Lineage: Eukaryota; Metazoa; Chordata; Actinopteri; Cypriniformes; Cyprinidae. The record is from RefSeq and is a predicted model, not a curated record.